AUGGUAGGAAAUAUGCUGGUACCGUUAGUACUAUUAAUUGCCCCUGCAUGUCUUGCACUUUACACCUCUCGGGAUGAUGUCGUUGAACUGACAUCCGCUAAUUUCCAAACCAGAGUGAUUAAUAGCGAUGAAAUCUGGGUUGUCGAGUUCUACGCUCCAUGGUGUGGUCACUGCAAGAACCUCGUUCCGGAGUAUAAGAAGGCUGCAACUGCUCUCAAGGGGAUUAUCAAAGUUGGUGCCGUGGACAUGACCCAGCAUCAAUCCGUUGGUGCACCUUAUAAUGUCCAAGGUUUCCCAACUAUUAAGAUCUUCGGUGCAGAUAAAAAGAAGCCAACAGAUUACAACGGAGCGAGAACAGCUCAAGCGAUCACCGAUUCUGUUCUUUCGGAAGCGAAACGUGUCGUAUCUGGACGUCUUAGUGGACGAAGCACCGGUGAUUCUGGAUCAAGUGGUGGCAGCCGGGGUGGUAGCGGUGGAGGCAAUGAUGUCAUUGAGCUUACUGACUCCAACUUCGAGAAGCUGGUUUUGAACAGCAAAGACGUCUGGCUCGUUGAAUUCUUUGCACCAUGGUGUGGACAUUGCAAGAACCUUGAACCUCAUUGGAAGGCUGCUGCAAGCGAGCUCAAAGGAAAAGUCAAGCUCGGAGCUCUCGAUGCCACCGUGCACACCGUCAUGGCUAACAAGUUCGGUGUUCGUGGAUUCCCAACGAUCAAGUACUUUGCUCCUGGAUCAGACGCAAGCGAUGCUGUAGACUACGACGGUGGUAGAACCACUUCGGAUAUCGUGAGUUGGGCAAGCGCCAAGGCACUUGAGAACCUUCCUGCUCCAGAAGUUGUUGAGGCCACUAAUCAACAGAUUGUCGAAGAUCAGUGCAAAGAGAAACAACUGUGCAUUUUUGCAUUCCUUCCUCAUAUACUGGAUUGCCAAUCUAAGUGCCGCAACGACUACCUCGCCAUCCUUCGUGAACUCGGAGACAAGUUCAAGAAAAAUGGAUGGGGAUGGAUUUGGGUUGAGGGUGGAGCCCAACCGGAGUUAGAAGAGGCCUUCGGAAUUGGAGGUUUCGGCUACCCUGCCAUGGCUGCUAUGAACUACAGAAAGAUGAAGUUCGCUAUGCUCAAGGGAUCAUUUGGCAAAGAUGGAAUCAACGAAUUCCUCCGUGAUCUUAGCUAUGGAAAAGGGCAAACUGCUCCUGUUAAAGGAGCUACAUUCCCAAAAAUCAUCAAGAAAGACUCUUGGGAUGGAAAGGAUGGUCAGCUUCCUGUUGAGGAAGAAAUUGAUCUCUCCGAUGUCGAUCUUGAUCGUACUGAAUUGUAA
Messenger RNA from Necator americanus (New World hookworm), 1314 nucleotides. RefSeq lists its product as uncharacterized. Lineage: Eukaryota; Metazoa; Nematoda; Chromadorea; Rhabditida; Ancylostomatidae. Gene Ontology annotation, molecular function: protein-disulfide reductase activity; protein disulfide isomerase activity. Gene Ontology annotation, biological process: response to endoplasmic reticulum stress. The transcript is spliced from 11 exons. Gene Ontology annotation, cellular component: endoplasmic reticulum lumen. Bases 1 to 1314 code for a protein of 437 amino acids. The record is from RefSeq and is a predicted model, not a curated record.